AUGUAUGGUGGCAAGAGAUCAGCUUGUGACCGAUGUCGAGACCAGAAACUGCGCUGCCGUCGCGAAAAUGGCGUCGCAUGUGUUCGAUGCGUUCGUGCCGGAGCGACUUGCAUCACAAGCAAUGCGAAGCCAACGGGACGACCGUUACGAAAGCCCCUCUACGAUCAUAUAGAGCACUCUCACUUAUGGAUGCCUACGCCACAGAAGACUCUUGAUAAUCGGUAUCCAGGGAUGGCGCCAGAUGCCAACCGGCAGAAUGUAUUCCUUUCAGCAACAUCGCCGAAGAUAGACAUGCCGCAAACCGGACUAGAUUCUGCAAUGCAAAUUCAGCCUCAGUCCUGGGAUUCAAUGAUGCCAGACAUGCCGACGGACAGCUUCUCUACGACGAUGGACGAUUUGUUCUCCUUCAUAGGUCCACCGUCAUGUGGAUCAAAUGUCGACGAUCUACUACAGGGCUUUCUCGACCAGUCCACGGCUUCAUGUACCCCUGAAAGUUAUCCUCUGACACCGCGAGACUCAACUCAGCAAAGUCCUGGGGAAGAGAAGAGUGUCCCGAGUUCAGAGUCUGCAUACCACAAAGAUCCACUGCUCGCAUUGUCUAAGUUGAAUCAUUUCCUCAUCGAGUGCCAUUUCAUUCUACAGAACCAGUCUUGCCCGCCGCCGUGGCGAGUAUCAAUGGCCGAUCCAAACCUAGCAAGAGAAUCAAAACUCGAUAAAAACCCAGUCGGUACGCUGUUGCGAAGUACUGCCGAAUUUAUUGACAUUGUCAUAACAUGGACAAAGACUAUGUCUGACCAAGCGACAGACUGCGAGAAAAGAAAAGACAGCUUGAACUUUUAUCAUUUUCAACCCGCAACAUACACGCUCAACAAGCCUACUAUUUUGAUGAUGAUAACGACUUAUAUAUUGUUCGUUCGCAUGUUCGACGUGCUAUACUCCCGUCUGAUCGUCGCUCUUCAAGAAUUUCCGAACGAAGUUGCAAAAGUCAGUUUUGAGCCUGGUUUCCAACUUGCCGGCUUUUCUCUGCCACAAGGACUGUUGUAUUUGAAAAUCAGCGUACAAGCCUUUGAACAUCAGCUCGAACGCAUCGAGAGCUCGUUGGGCUUGCCGGCGGAAUAUAGAGUUUUCCAUUCGGAAAGGCAACAUGAUUCGUCUGGUGUUUUUGAUAAUGCGAAAUAUCAGUCUUUACUGAAAGCAGUCAUGAUGGAGAAACUUGAAGAUGAUGAUGAAGAUGAUGAAAAUUCAGAGCAAGACAGUCAGGGCGACGUCUUUCGGCUACGAAAGAAAGUGACCAAAAUGAAGGAACUUUUGCAGAGAUUGUGA
This is a messenger RNA of Talaromyces amestolkiae, 1323 nucleotides long. RefSeq lists its product as uncharacterized. The coding region runs from base 1 to 1323 and encodes 440 amino acids. Gene Ontology annotation, biological process: regulation of DNA-templated transcription. Gene Ontology annotation, molecular function: DNA-binding transcription factor activity, RNA polymerase II-specific; zinc ion binding. The transcript has a single exon. The record is from RefSeq and is a predicted model, not a curated record. Lineage: Eukaryota; Fungi; Ascomycota; Eurotiomycetes; Eurotiales; Trichocomaceae.